UGUAUGUAUUCGUGUACGCCAUGCGUAAAUCUAUUUUCUUCUUGAAGUGAGUAAGACAUAUUCGGUAAAAGUCAUGCCAAACAAUUAAAAAUAUAUAUGUAACUAAAAAAAUUGUGUAGCUGAGUAUUCCCAUAUUAUUUGUUUAAUCAACAACUAAGUUGCUUGGGGAGAAGGAACUUUUUUUGGACCUAAGAAAUAUAAUCAAUAUACAAUGACACAGUACUUGCCGCCAAAUUUACUGGCACUUUUUGCUGCUCGUGAUCCCAUUCCUUAUAUUGCUCCAGUAGAUAAAUUACCACAUGAAAAGAAAAGCCGUGGAUAUAUAGGUGUUGGACAAUUCCUGGAUCGAUUUGAAGACCCGAAAGACACUCCACCAACUAAACGAGUUGAGACACGACAGGAACGAAUAGAACGACGUAGGCGUGAAAAAGCUGAACAAGUAGCAUAUAAAUUAGAACGUGAAAUCGCGCUUUGGGAUCCACAGGAAAUUAAAAACGCUACCGAAGAUCCAUUUCGCACACUAUUCGUGGCACGUACUAACUAUGACACAUCGGAGUCAAAAUUGCGGCGUGAGUUCGAGAUAUAUGGACCCAUAAAAAAGAUUGUUAUGGUAUCGGAUGUAGAUACGGGUAAGCCAAAAGGUUAUGCGUUCAUUGAAUAUGAACAUGAAAGGGAUAUGCAUGCGGCAUAUAAGCAUGCUGAUGGUAAGAAAAUUGAAUGCAAGCGCGUACUCGUUGAUGUUGAGCGCGCUCGAACGGUAAAAGGAUGGUUGCCUCGGCGAUUAGGUGGCGGUUUGGGAGGUACUCGCAGAGGUGGAAACGAUGUUAAUAUAAAGCAUUCUGGGCGUGAAGACAAUGAACGUGAACGCGAACGUUAUCGUCUUGAACGGGAGCGUGAAGAUCGUGAGGGUGCUCGUACAAUUGAUCGUGGUGUUGGUCGUUUUGGAAAUGAUUCAGUUAGACGUCGUUCACGCUCUCGUGAACGUGCUAGAGAACGUGACCGCGAACGUGAUAGGCCAAGAAGGUCACGUAGUAGGUCUCGUGAAAGACGAAAACGACGUGGUGGCAGCAGGGACCGAGAUUAUGAUGAUUUUGAAAAACGUGAAAGACGUGAAAAGGAUCGAGAUAGGGAACGUGAGCGUGAAAAGAAGAAAAAACGUUCCAAAUCACGCGAGCGAGAGUCUUCACGUGAACGGCGAGAAAGAAAACGUGAAAGACGUGAAAAAGAACGUGAUCGUGGUGACCGUGAUACAAAGGAACGAAAACCUGAUUUCCGUGAUAUCGAUAUAGUUAAAAUUAAAGAGGAACCUAUUGAUGAUGGAUAUCCAACAUAUCCAAUUAAUAACUAUCCAACAACAGGCGUUAAACGAGAAUCAAUAGAUGAUGAGCAAGAGGAAAAAUAUAGGCCUCCACCUAUUUUUAAUAUUCCACCACCACCUAUACUCAAUCGCACUACCGAAAACGGUCAAAAUUUAAAUGAAGGACAGCAGUGGUGGCGUUAAUGGCAAAAAAUGAGUAUUGGUGUAACAAUUCUAAUUUUUCUAAACAUACUGAAUUCGUUAUAUUUAAAGUGGAGGGCGUGGUUUCUUUAUGCUAUUAAAUAAUAGUUGACAUGAAUUGUCACAACAUUACAUAAAUAGACCAGGCCUCCUAUUAAUUAUGAAUUAAAUAUGUAUUUUACAAGCAAAAUUCAAGCAAACAUAAUAACUUUAAUACAAAUUUGUAUUAAAGAAUGACAACAUUUAUAAGUUAAUUUAAUGCAAUUAUGUUAAUAUUUCUUUGUUGCUAACUAACCAGACUAAUUUCUUUCAAAAACUCUUAAUGAAAUUUUACAAUUUUGUUUGCCUGCAUUUUGUUUUAUAAACAAACAAUACUAAAAUUGCAUUGUAUAAACUAAAUACAUGAAUCUAUAAAAAGUAAGUAAAAAUAAAAAAGGAUAUAAAUUGUGUUUACUUCCCUCAGGUAAGGGGGUAGUGGUAGCAGUGAAGCGUGUGUAGCAUCCCUAAGUAAGAGACUUAUUGUCCAAUAAUUAUUUUUAAGAAAAAACCACUGCAUCAACUAAAAUUUAGGCAACAAAUAUUAGAACAUUGUUCAAAUUACAUACAACCAGACAGGGCAUUUAUGGGUAAAACAUGGAAUAAGUAUUUGUAUCCCAUGGUGGUUCGUGGGAUUUAAUUUCUAAUUAAAUGCAUUUAACUCUAAUAUUUCAUUAUAACUUGUUUAGUACUCAGGCUUAGUAAUGUGACAUUUAUUUUCUUUCUCUUUUUACAGUUUUAAAGAGAUAAUCAGUAAAACAGUUGUUUCAGGCUUAUGAGAAAAUGGGAAACUACCAAACGCCAAAUAAAUCCCGAUAAAUUUGUAUAAACCGCCUGAUCCUAAGUAUUUUUUAAACUUUUAAUUUUAUUGAACUUUUAAUCAAGUACUUAAACAAAUUUAAACACUUUUCAUACCACAGAUGAAUGGCUCGAUAUUAUAUCGGAAAAAAUUGUAAUUUGAUCGAAUAUACACGCAUGUAUUUUAUAUACAAUGUGAGCACAGUUUUGCUUAAAGUAAAUUUUUUCAAAAUAGCUAAGCCUUAGUGGAUUUAAGUAGUCAAUAUGGAACACAGAAGAUUGCACGGUUUCUAUUUACUCAAAAUUUUUGUUUUAAGUCGAGCAAUGAUUUGGUCCGAAGUAUAUUAUCUCAUGAUGAUAGACCUAGUGAUUGUAGGUCGAAUUUUUUUCAUAUUUUUCACGUUUAUAAAUGGCACGAAUUGCCUAUUUAAUAUUGUCACCUAAGCUUUCGAAACUAACUUUCAAUUUUUAAUAAUAAAUGCAGUCUUUUUUGUUAUUUCUUCCUGACUAUAUUGUGUUGUCUUCAAAAAUAAACUUAUACCUUUUAACUUAAUUAUUUGGCGUUAAUAUCAAUAACUAUGCUUUUUAGUGGCUCACAGCCAAAUUUGAAGCUCAUCCUUUGACAAAAGUGGAUAAUGCAGUUAUAUUAACGAAUUGCUUGCUGAAGUAUUUAUUUGAAUAAAUAAAAGUGUUCCUCUAAGUGACUCAAUAAACUCAUUAAAGCUGUAAAAUCAAUUAAUAUCAAGUAAAUUGAAACGAUUUCAAAUUAUGAUUAUUUUCGAUAUGGAAAGUAAAUAUUUUAUGCGUGCUGUAUGUAUACAUAAUAUCACGUAUAAAAUAAUAAAUCAAAGUAAAUGCAUAUGUUAAUCAGUUUGCCUAUUCUAGGGGUUCCAUCUAUGUUUUUCGCUUGUCAUAAAUGUUUAUCAUUUGGAACUGGUGAUGAUUCCCCAAAGUUUCUUUUUUUAUGUAAGUUUAAAUUUGGAUUUAUUGGUGAAAUACAGUGCGCCGAAUGUACGGAAAUUAAAAACCAAGACUCACAAAGGCUUACGUGAUACAAUAGCACUAUUCACCUUGGUUUGUUACUAUUAAACUAAAAACAAAAUUGUAUUAGUUUCAAUAUAGAUGCGCUUGGUAAUUCCGUUAUUACUGGACACGUGGAUAGCGUUUAGGCAAAUUUUGGUAAGGCAAAUUUUAAUUUGUUUUAUGUUAAUUUCCAUGUAGAUUCUUUGAAACAAACAAGGAAUUCAGACAGGGUAAGCUAGCAAAAAAGAUGACGUGGCAUUAGUGAGUACAAAAAUAAUAUAAACUUUUUGGGAAUCUAUUAAUUAUAAUAUUGGUUAUAAUUCGAAACUUGUUAUGUAUGUAAUCACUUAUCCAGUCCAAAACAAAGAUCCACAUUCGUUAUUGGAUAGCGUCAAAUUUAUUCCUGUAUGCAAACUGAUCACCGAUCGAGGAAGGUUUGUUUUAAAUGUGAUUCGCACAUCUGGUAAAUGUAACAUUUUUUUUUACUUAUUUUCGAAUAUUUUAUUCAUGUUAAUCAUGUAAUAUGGGUUAUAUGCUUUUCGCAUAUGUAUUUAUAUGCAACAAUAGACGUCCAAUUUGACAAAUGCUCAAUUUAAAGAACUACAAAAUUUUGCCUUGGGUGCCUGCGUAGAUUAAAACCUAAAAAAAAUAUUAAUUUAGUAAAAUAAAUAACUUCGAAUGGUUUGAAGUCAUACAAUACAUUUGUACCAUUAUUAACAUUGCAGUCCAGCACGGAUACAAUUUUAGAAGCGUUCAAGCAUAAUCCAACGAACGUAGCGUCAUACCACUAUUUGCUCGAAUAAGUAUUGUGCCAUUGGUCCAUACCAAUGUGGACUGCAUGAAAAAAUAAAACAAUUAACAAGUAGCCGCGAAAGUUGAGCUUUUUAAACCUCGUCACGAUAUUAUAUAUUCUUGGUACCGUUAUGGAUGCGUAUGGACUAAUACUUGUAAAUGUUACAUGGGCCAAGAAAUAAGAAAAAGAAGAACGUUGCUGAUAGAAAAAGUUGAUACACAUACUUUAUAAAAAUUUGAACUGAGAUGAUGACAAUUGAGAUAGAUGAUCGUGAUAAAUACGACGAUAUAAGCGAUGCAAUAAAUAUAUGAAAAAUUUUCAAGAAAAAACUUAGUCAAUGAAGGUAUACUCUACAGCUACCAAUGACAAUGAUGUACUGAGCUACCAAUAAUAAAUUUAAGCAAGUUUGUUAAGAAGAUAGUGAGACAAUAAAAAUACCAGAAAAUAAUAUACAAGACUUAGAGAAUGGAGUAUAUGAAAAAUGUUUAGAGAACAUCAAAAAAUCAACAAAUCUAAGUUUUCGCAAUGAAUAACUGAACUGAUAAAAGCUAUAUAUUUCAUUAUUCAUCUUAAUUUUAUUUAACAAAUUUUGCAAUUUAACAAAUUAUCUAUGCGAGAAGUCAUUCGUUAAAUUGGACGUCUAUUGUAGUUGAAAUCCGCGUUAAAUCGAUAUAUGAAAAAGUUUAGACUCACUUUACAAUACCUAAACAUGGUGUUUGGCAUCAAGUUUUAUUUUUUAAUGAAUUUUGAAAAAUAAACAAGAUGUUUUUUUAAACUUUACUGCGAUAUAGUCGCUUGAUUUUCCCCUAAAUCGUCUAUAAUAUAAUACUUUUUUUAACAACCUUCCAACUAUAGUAUGUUUAUAUUGUUUUAAAACGGAGCCGACAUAAUUAAAUCCAGUACUUCACUUAUCGAUAGUAUGUCUUGAAUUAAGGCGCAAAAUUCUGCUUCCAUUAUCUUCUCUGAGCUCUUCAUUUAAGAGAUCGGGGGUUUCCGGCAUAACUUUUGAUUGUUUUUAAUUGCAAUUUAAGGAUAUAACGUAUAUAGAAAUAUUUAUCAU
Messenger RNA from Teleopsis dalmanni, 5208 nucleotides. It is a transcript of the gene snRNP-U1-70K, whose product is annotated as U1 small nuclear ribonucleoprotein 70 kDa. The record is from RefSeq and is a predicted model, not a curated record. Gene Ontology annotation, cellular component: precatalytic spliceosome; U2-type prespliceosome; U1 snRNP. NCBI's taxonomy places the organism in Eukaryota, Metazoa, Arthropoda, Insecta, Diptera, Diopsidae. The coding region runs from base 212 to 1501 and encodes 429 amino acids. The transcript is spliced from 2 exons. Gene Ontology annotation, biological process: mRNA splicing, via spliceosome. Gene Ontology annotation, molecular function: mRNA binding; U1 snRNA binding.